CUUGAUAAGAACUCAAAGUUUUAUGACGUGGCAAGAGAUGAGUAUUUCUUUGACCGGGACCCGGAUGUGUUCAAUUCUAUUAUUAAUUUAUAUGUAAUGGGGAAAUUACACAUUCCUAAAAAUGUAUGUGGAGCGGUCAUGAAAGAGGAAAUGAAGUAUUGGAAAAUUCCUCAUCAGAAAGUUUCCGAAUGUUGUUUGCGAACUUUUUAUCAAGUUGAAGAAGACCAAGGGAUGAUCGAAGAGAUAAAACGAGCUUAUGAAUACACAGAGACAUUACAAACAGGGACCAGUUGGAAAAUUAAAGCUUGGCUGAUGUUUGAUCAACCUGGGUCAUCAAUACAUGCCAAGGUAUGGCAUGGGUUUUACAUGGUAGUUCUUAUAAUGAGUGCUGUAGUGUAUUGUUUGUGGACCACGCCUUCACUAAGGACGACAUUAUACCUUUCUGCUGUAACUCCAGAGGAUUAUCCUUUCAUCAAAAGUGGCGCUAGCUUAAAAUUAAAACAGUUGAUCUUAAUGGAUCCUAUACCGACAUUAUUUGCACUAGAAAUUUUCUGCUUACUUGUAUUUACAAUAGAGUGGACUCUUCAUUUCUCAUUUUGUCCUCAAAAGGUUAAUUUCCUGAAAAGACCACUAAAUCUUAUAAAUGGUCUCUUAGUAGUUUGCAUGUGGAUAUCAUUUGGUCUUGAGUUUGCUAAGGGACACCUUGCCGCUAAUUCCUCUACAAGGGAGUUGUAUUUCGUAUGUAAAGCGGUAAACAUGAUGCGAUUGGUUCUAUUUCUGCGGUUAGAGAGACAAAUAAGUACAUUACGGGUAUUGAUAAUGACUAUAAAAGGAAGUAUGAAGGAACUUUGUUUACUAUUGAUAUCGUUUGGAAUGGCAACCAUGAUUUUUUCUACACUCAUAUACUAUGCAGAAAUUCAUGCUAACGAUGGAUUUGAUAGUAUUCAAAUUUGCAUGUGGUGGUCUGUUAUUACUAUGACAACUGUUGGUUACGGUGACUAUGUUCCGUCAACAACGAUUGGAUAUUUAGUGGGUGUCGUCUGCGCUGUCUGUGGAUUGUUGCUAUUAGCAAUGCCAAUUGCGAUCAUUGCAUCGAAUUUCUCGGAAUAUUAUUCUCAUCAGAAAAAUCGUGAUAGGUACAUUACAGCAAUCAAAUCAGAAAUAAAUAUAAGUCAAAUGAAUGGUAGUGGAACAUCAGUGAAAUCCAAUAAAACCAUUCCCAUGAACCACAACUGCACGUGAUCACUAACACUAUUCCCGUGAACCUCUAGCGACACGUGGUCAAUUACACCGUUCCCGUCCCCCACUAGCUGCACGUGACAAAUAACAACAUUCACGUCAUCCACUAGCUGCACGUGAUCAAUUACACCCAUU
Messenger RNA from Mytilus trossulus (common blue mussel), 1374 nucleotides. Its product is annotated as potassium voltage-gated channel subfamily C member 3-like. NCBI's taxonomy places the organism in Eukaryota, Metazoa, Mollusca, Bivalvia, Mytilida, Mytilidae. Gene Ontology annotation, cellular component: membrane; voltage-gated potassium channel complex. The annotation marks the transcript as partial. Gene Ontology annotation, biological process: potassium ion transmembrane transport; protein homooligomerization. The record is from RefSeq and is a predicted model, not a curated record. Gene Ontology annotation, molecular function: voltage-gated potassium channel activity. The transcript is spliced from 2 exons.